UUCCCGUAUAAAGUUUAUAGUAUAGUUAUUUAUUUUAAAUUUAAUUAUUCUUUACUUUUUUAUCUUAUCUUGUUCGCGUUAAAGCUGGGACAAUCGGCGCACUCAAACGAGUCUGAUUUCAACAUCAUAGUUAACCCAAAGAUUCGAAUUGAGCGCUUACCAACUGCUGUAUGAUAACAGCUGUUCUUUGUUUUGAGUUGUACAUGGAUAAUAAUAAACUGAGGGGAAACAAUAGAAAAAUAUUUUAUCAGAAAUGAAGCCAGUAAACAAAACGCUGGCAGAGAAGCGUCGAUGGACCUCGAAAAGUCGCAACCUGUGAGAGUGAAAGUAAACCGGUCGCUGAUAGCAUUUGAGUUGAGCUCUUCACCUUCUGCCUACGUGGAAUCGCUCGUCUGAUUGCAAGUUGAUUGUCAACUGCUAGCUUGUGCUAAUCGUGAGCCAUUUGUUUAUCGCUUCUCAUAGCGGCUUCUAGAUUAUGUACAAAUACCAAAGCGCAUCGUUUGAGAGCUGCCUCGAAAAACGCGACGCCGAAAUGAAGUUCCCUAGGAAUGGAAAGCUUUUGUGGAAUUUGACAAAGAGCUCGCUGGCGCAGGAGUCUCAAAAUGGGAUCGCCAAAAGGGUGCUACCCGCCAGAUACAGCACCGCUGUAAAAAGUGCAACCUCGGAGCAGCCAAACCUCCUGAAGUACCAUGUUCUGCCGCUCGAAGAAACGCUGAAUCGCUUUAUGGCCACUGUUGAGCCCCUGCUGACUCCAGAGGAGCUGGAACAGCAGAAGGCGAUCACUGCUCAGUUCUUGAAGAAGCAAGGCCGUGAUUUGCAGCAGCUCUUGGAGGAAACUGGCAGUAAGGAGAAAAACUGGCUGGCCCACCGCUGGCUCAAGGCUGCCUACUUACAAUAUCGAUCGCCAGUGACUGUCUUUGUGAGUCCAGGCAUGACCUUCCCCAAGCAAAACUUCAAGGACUCACACGCUUUUGUCGACUACACGGCCAGAGUUAUCUUUGGACUGGGUGAGUUCAAUGACAUGGUGCAUGCCGACCAAAUUCCUAUUGUUAAAAUGGGCAAGAACGAGUUGGACAACAGUCAGUUCGGCAAAGUAUUUGGCACAUGCCGGAUACCAAGAAAGGGAACAGAUGAGAUUGUCUACAAUCCCAGCUCCGACUAUGUAGUGGUGAUCUUCAGGAAUCAUUUUUACAAACUGCAAAUAUAUAACAAGCAGGGAAAGCUUAUUGCUGCUAAAUGCCUAGGUGCUCAACUGGAGAAUAUCAUGUUGAAGGAAACCAAAGUUGGAAUUCCCUAUGGUAUUUUAACCACCGAUUCAAGGGACAACUGGGCCGAAGCCUACGAACUUCUGUCCGAUACACCUAGCAACAGAGAUGCCCUUAAAACUAUUCAGAGUGCUCUGUUUACCGUCUCCCUCGACGAGGGUACCACCUUAAAAGAAGGUGAAGAUGUCGACGAACUAAUUCUAUCGCUGAUCCAUGGUAGUGGCAGCAAAGUCAACAGCGGAAACCGCUGGAUGGACAAGACUAUUCAGUUGGUGGUGAACCCAAAUGGAAACGUUGGAUUCACUUAUGAGCACUCACCUGCUGAGGGCCAGCCCAUUGCAAUGAUGAUGGACUAUGUUGUUCAAAAGAUGAAGGAUGAUCCUAACUUUGGGCAAAGCGGAUCAGAGGACUUUACUCCUGCACAGAAAAUACAGAUUUCUUCCCUUAACAAAAGCGUAGAGCAAUCUUUGGCCGUCGCACAGCAAAACGUUGAUAAACUUGCACAAGACCUUCAAAUGAAGGUUCUCAAGUUCGACAGAUUUGGAAAGGACUUCAUUAAAAAACAACGUCUGGGACCGGACAGUUUUAUUCAAAUAGCGUUGCAACUCGCCUUCUUCAAAAUGCACUCUGAGCCAGCUGCGCAAUAUGAGUCAGCUCACUUGCGCAUAUUCGAUGGCGGACGAACUGAAACUAUACGCUCGUGUUCCAACGAAUCAUUGGCCUUCUGCCGCGCUAUGCAGGACUCGAAUGCCACAGACCAGGUGCGGGCUGAUAAACUUCGUGAGGCAGUAAUGUCUCAUCAGAUGUAUGCUAAACUAGCCCUUCAAGGGAAAGGAGUCGAUCGUCACCUUCUUGGACUAAAGCUGAUGGCUCAGGAGAAUCGCCAGCCUAUUCCAGAGUUUUUUUCAUCACCUGGCUUUGUAAAGUCCAGUCAUUUUCGCAUGUCCACCUCGCAGGUAGCCACUAAAUAUGAAGCUUUCAUGGGAUAUGGACCGGCUACUGACGAUGGAUAUGCUUGCUGCUAUAAUCCUCGUGAACACGACAUUAUCUUGGCCAUAUCUGCUUGGCGUUAUUGUCCGAUAACAGAUCACUUGAAGUUCGCUAAGAUCCUGGAGCAAUCCUUUUCUCAAAUGAAGGAUGUCCUGGAAAAUUCAGUGACGCCUAAAUCCAAAUUGUAAAAAUAAUCAAAAAUAAUAUAUUUUUGCAGAUUGUUUACACCUUGAACGGCUUAAUUUAUAUUGCCUUAAAAGUACCGUUGCAGGAAGCACUAUAAUUUUAGUUUAAAGUAUGCAACGCAGUGAAGGCGAUAUUUGCAACACUAUAUUUUUCUGCAUUGACUUGAACAGUUUACAAAUGAAAAAGAAAGAAAACAUUAAACAAUAUAUAAACUGAACUGAA
Messenger RNA from Drosophila rhopaloa, 2663 nucleotides. RefSeq names its product carnitine O-acetyltransferase (gene CRAT). The transcript is spliced from 7 exons. Lineage: Eukaryota; Metazoa; Arthropoda; Insecta; Diptera; Drosophilidae. Gene Ontology annotation, cellular component: peroxisome. The record is from RefSeq and is a predicted model, not a curated record. The coding region runs from base 476 to 2443 and encodes 655 amino acids. Gene Ontology annotation, biological process: carnitine metabolic process, CoA-linked. Gene Ontology annotation, molecular function: carnitine O-acetyltransferase activity.